GGGCCCAAGACUGUUCAUCCGCCUCCCAGCAUACAUAAGGGGGAUUACCAAUAGACACCUGGCUGUCUUCAAGAAGGCACUGGACAGGCACGUGAAGUCAGUACUCACCAGCCGGGCUGUGGUUCGUACUUCAGUUUGCAAGCGGCCAGCAUUAACAGCCUGGUUGAUCAGACCCUGAUCCACCACCAGGCCUGGUCUCAGACGGAGCCGCGAGGACAUUGACCCCCUGAAACCCUCUUCAGGUAAACUCCAGGAAAAGCCAAGUAAUUAGUGAAAGCAAGCAAAGAGUAACUAGAACUACUGCAGUCACCAGGAGGACUAGUAUAUUCAUCAAGACUAAUACUGUCAACAGAAGGACAAGUACGAUCACCAACAGGACUAGUACAGUCACCAGCAGGGCUGAUACAGUCACCAACAGGGUUGGUACAGUCACCAACAGGGUUGGUACAGUCACCAACAGGGUUGGUACAGUCACCAACAGGGUUGGUACAGUCACCAACAGGGUUGGUACAGUCACCAGGAGGACUAACUAGUACAGCUUAAUUAAGCUUCGGUUAAAUGAGAACUUCGGAUACAUAUCUUGAUGGGGAAAGCUUAAUAUUCCGGAUAAGAAGAGUUUUAUAAUCGACUAAAGCCUGGAUAAGCUGGAACUUUAGCUUCGGAUAAGAGGGACCUUUGAGUAAGCAAUAAUCGUCGGCCAGUGACGACUUCGUAAAUACGAUAAUUAAUGAAAAAAAGAUCGAUAUAUAAUCUUUUGAGAAUUAUUUUUAAGGUGAUUCGUGGACUGACAAUUAAUAAUGAAAGAGAAUAAGGUAAUUCGGAUAACUGCGAGACGUGAAUAACUGGGAAGUAAACAAAGAAGUAUAAUAAUUCAAACAAGGAAUUAAUUAGAUGACUGACAAUAAUUUAGAUUAUUAAUAAUUAUGGAUGGUUAGGGAAAUCUGUUAAAACCAAAAUCUUGGCAUAAAAAAUAUUAAAAAGAUAUUGAAGUUCGGAUAGGUGAGACGACCUGAUAAACGACAACUUAAGAUAAGGACUCUGACCCUCAUGGUAACCGACUAGUCCGGAUAACGAAGCUCUUUGGAUAACCGAAGAGGGGAAAGAAACAAACUCUCUUGAGUCCAAUCGAUCGAAAAAUUCGGAUAAACGAGCAGUGCAAUUAAAGGGACAGAGAGAGAGAGAGAGAUGGCUACGGAUAAGAUCCAGCGGACACUGGCUCUCAUUAAGCCGGAUGCCAUCGACAAGUCUCCUGAGAUCGAGAAGAUCAUCUUGGAAGAAGGCUUCACUGUGGUCGAUCGGCGGCGCGUGCGGCUGACGCGGGCGGAAGCGGAAGAAUUCUAUGGAGAACACCGCGGGAAGUCCUUCUAUAACUCCUUGGUCGAUUAUAUCACCUCUGGAGAGGUGUUAGCCUUCAUUCUUGCAGGAGACGACGCCAUCAAUCACUGGAGGAGAGUGCUGGGCCCCACGCAGGUGUCGAGGGCCAGGCACGAGGCCCCUGGGUCCAUCAGGGCCAGGUUUGGUAACUCAAACAAUGACUUCCACAACGCUGCCCACGGCUCAGACUCCGUCAACUCAGCACAGCGGGAGAUCAGGUUCUUCUUCCCUGAUUUGACCUUGGAACCUGUACUGACUGGGGAAGGAGCUAAGGAGUACCUCAGUCACGCUGUUUCGCCCACGCUGGUUCGAGCCCUAACAGAACUCUGCAAGGUUCGACCGGAAGACCCAAUUGUGUGGUUGGCUGACUGGCUGUUAGUUAACAACCCCAACAAACCGAACACAGACAUGUAAGCCACAGCCACGCAAGUCUACCCUCCAUAAGCAACCGAAAACGAGAAAAGCGCUGGAAAAAGGGAAGAAAACGGCGAGUGUGAGAGAAAAUGGGAAGAACAGGCAACAGAAAAUGAGAAGAUGGCUGGAAAAUGGGAAGAAAUGGAUAGUGUGAGGGAAGAUGGGAAGAAUAUGCGAUAGAAAAUGAGAUGGCUGGAAAAUGGGAAGAAAACAGUGAGAUAAAAUGGGACGAAUACACAAGAGAAAAUGAGAAGAGUGGUUGAAUAAACGAAGAACAUGGCAAUAGUGAGAGGACAUGAGACGAAUACACAAUAGUAAACGUAAGGAUCACUGAAAAAUGAGAAGAAAACGGCGAGUGUGAGAGAAAAUGGGAAGCGAGAUGGCAACAGCUAGCAUUGUAGAAAACGUUGUGUAACAGAAUAUAUAACACUGAUACUGGAUAAAAUCACGUUUAAAAAUAAGUAUUAAUAAACAUUGAAAAGAAUUAAUAAUAGUAACUGCAAAAUAAAACCACUGAUUAGAAAACGGAAAGUGUGUUCUUGUACAGACACACAAGUAUAAUAGAAAACGGGAAGCAUAACAAAAAACGUGUCUUUGCUAUAGAAAACAGUUAUCAUGAAAGAAAACAGAAAAUGUGCUCUUGCUAUAGAAAACGGUUAUCAUGAUAGAAAACGGAAAAUAUGUUCUCACUGAUGUGAAAAGUAUAAUAGAAAGUGAGAAAUAUAAUAGAAAAUGGGAAGUAUAACAAAAAACGUGUCCUCACUAUAGAAAACGAUCAAGAUAGAAAUCACAUUUCGGGAAAUAAACGAAAUGUGUUUUUCCUGAAAAAAAGGAAAAAAAAAGAGAGAAAAAAUCAGUAAAAUGGGCAAAAAUUAUAGAAAACGUGAAAUGUGGAGCCUAGAGGCCCGUCCAGACGUCUGCAACUACGGAAAUAAUUGAAAAAAAUAUUUCACCAGAUUACCUUUUAUGGAUUCAUAGCUUUCCAUGAUCAAUAAUAAUAAUAAUAAUGGUAAUACUGAUAAUAAUAAUGAUGAUAAUGAUAAUAUUUUUUAUUAUUAACACAUCGGCCAUCUGUCAUCAAGGCGGAGUGGCCCGAUAAAGAGAAACUUUCGCCAUCAUUCACUCCAUCACUGUCUUGCCAGAGACAAACCUACACUAUAGUUAUAAAACUGCAACAAUAACACCCUUCCUUCAGAGUGCAGACACUGUACUUCAUAUCUCCAGGACUCAAGUCCGGCCUGCCGGUUUCCCUUGAAUCCCUUCAUAAAUGUUACCUUGCUUACACUCCAACAGCACGUCAAGUUCUAAAAACCAUUUGUCUCCAUUUGCUCCUGUCUAACACGCUCACGCAAGUUUGCUGGAAAUCCAACCCCUCGCACACGAAACCUCCUUUACCCCCCCUUUCCUAGGUCGACCCCUACCCACCUUCCCUCCCUUCUAGAUUUAUACACUCUUGAAGUCAUUCUAAUCCCUCACCUCCUCCUAAUUUCCAAACAACGAAUUCUCUGCAUUAUAUUCACACCACACAUUGCCCUCAGACACGACAUCUCCACUGCCUCCAGCCUUCUCCUCGUUGCAACAUUCAUCACCCAUGCUUCACACCCAUAUAAGAGCGUUGGUAUAACUAUACUCUCAUACAUUCCCCUCUUUGCUUCCAUGGACAAAGUUCUUUCUCUCCACAGACUCCUCAGUGAACAACUCACCGUUUUCCCCUCAUCAAUUCUGUGAUUCACCUCAUCUUUCAUAGACCCAUCUGCUGACACUCCCACUCCUAAAUAUCUGAAUACAUUCACCUCCUCCAUACUCUCUCCCUCCAACCUGAUAUCCAAUCUUUCAUUACCUA
Cherax quadricarinatus is the source of this 3631-nucleotide messenger RNA. NCBI's taxonomy places the organism in Eukaryota, Metazoa, Arthropoda, Malacostraca, Decapoda, Parastacidae. The record is from RefSeq and is a predicted model, not a curated record.